AAGCGUCAUAGAGUGGGCGGGGCAUCUCGAUAGGGGAUGAGCUGUAAACAUGAGAGCAUAACCUUAGGGUUGUGUUGUCCAGCAUAACAUCCCGUAUCGAUCUCAUAAAACGCUUCCAGUUGCGAGGGUUUAUGAGGUGCAUCGGAGUAAAGAGUUUUACCUCGAUCAGGUAGCGAAGGAGGUGAAAGUAGGAGUUGGGGGGGGCUCUGGUUGGACUUAGUGAAAGAAAACAAUAUGGCCGCGGUGGAUCUGGAAUGGAUCCCUGAGACCCUGUACAACACCGCUAUCUCAGCCGUGGUCGACAACUACGGCCGAUCGCGACGGGAUAUCCGCUCUCUGCCUGAAAAUAUACAGUUUGAUGUGUACUACAAGCUUUACCAGCAAGGCCGGCUCUGCCAGCUGGGAGGGGAGUUCUGUGAGCUGGAGGUCUUCGCUAAAGUCCUCAGGGCCUCUGACAAAAGGCAUCUCCUACACCACUGCUUCCAGGCUCUGAUGGACCACGGUGUGAAGGUCGCUUCAGUCCUGGCCAACUCCUUCAGCCGCCGAUGUUCAUACAUCGCAGAGUCCGACGCGCAUGUGAAAGAGAAAGCUAUACAGUUUGGCUUUGUUUUAGGUGGCUUUUUAUCAGAUGCCGGCUGGUAUGGAGAUGCAGAGAAAGUCUUCCUGUCUUGUCUCCAGCUGUGCACAUUACACGAUGAGGUUCUUCACUGGUAUCGUGCAGUAGAGUGCUGUGUGAGGUUACUUCAUGUGCGUAAUGGCAACUGCAAAUACCACCUGGGAGAAGAAACUUUCAAACUGGCCCAGUCUUACAUGGACAAACUAGCCAAACACGGCCAUCAGGCUAACAAGGCUGCCCUUUAUGGAGAACUGUGUGCCCUGCUCUUUGCCAAAAGCCACUAUGAUGAGGCUUACAGGUGGUGUAUAGAAGCUAUGAGGGAGAUCACCGUUGGCUUACCAGUGAAAGUAGUAGUGGAUGUUCUCAGACAAGCCUCUAAGGCCUGUGUUGUUAAACGGGAGUUUCGGAAAGCUGAACAACUGAUAAAACACGCAGUCUUUUUGGCACGGGAACAUUUUGGACACAAGCACCCCAAAUACUCAGAUACACUACUAGAUUAUGGAUUUUAUCUCUUAAAUGUGGAUAAUAUCUGUCAGUCAGUGGCCAUUUACCAGACUGCACUAGAUAUUCGGCAGUCAGUGUUUGGAGGAAAGAAUAUUCAUGUUGCAACUGCACAUGAGGACCUGGCGUAUUCGUCCUACGUCCAUCAGUACAGCUCUGGUAAAUUCGACAACGCACUAUUCCACGCAGAACGUGCCAUAGACAUCAUAACUCACAUUCUCCCAGAAGACCAUCUGCUGCUGGCCUCAUCCAAGAGGGUGAAAGCCCUAAUCCUGGAGGAAAUUGCCAUUGAUUGCCAUAACAAAGAAACCGAGGAACGCCUCCUGCAGGAGGCCCAUGAUCUGCACCUCUCCUCUCUGCAGUUGGCCAAAAAAGCUUUCGGAGAGUUCAACGUUCAGACGGCAAAACACUAUGGGAACCUGGGCCGCCUCUACCAGUCCAUGCGCAAAUUCAAGGAGGCCGAGGAGAUGCACAUCAAGGCCAUUCAGAUCAAGGAGCAGCUGUUAGGACAGGAGGACUAUGAGGUGGCUCUGUCAGUGGGACACUUGGCCUCGCUCUACAACUACGACAUGAAUCAGUACGAUGAUGCAGAGCAUCUGUACUUGCGAUCCAUCGCUAUUGGCAAGAAACUAUUCGGGGAGGGGUACAGUGGACUGGAAUAUGACUACAGAGGUCUGAUAAAACUCUACAACUCAGUUGGAAACUACGAGAAGGUCUUUGAGUACCACAAUAUUCUGUCCAGCUGGAACCGUUUAAGGGACCGGCAGUUUGCAGUAGCCGAUGCGCUGGAGGACGUCAACACAAGCCCCCAGGCCACAGAGCAGGUGGUGCAGUCUUUCCUGCUUUCCCAGAGCCACGGAGCCGGGCGUCCCUGCUUGGGCUAACAGUCGGGAAGCCCACCAGACUUAUAGAUGUGCACACGCACCCCCAUUUCACACCCUCACAUCCAUUUAUUCAUUUAAGUAAAGACAGGCAGGGAGUGAGUGUGAGCUCACCAAGGACUGUCAAUUCACUUGAACCAGCAACUCCCCAAGUCCACUUCCUUAAAAUGGGAGGAAAAACAAUGACAUCCGUGCGACCAUGCUAAAACUCAUGAUGGAUAAGCCACCAUUUAUUGAAUUUGUUCACUCUCCUCCAGAAAACCCGACCAUUUCUGUGACUUCAAGAGGAAUUGAAUAAAAAACGGAGCGGUCCGACGAAGACGGAAAACUUCCACACCUUCUAUUCUUUUAUUUGAAUUUGUAUUUGAAGGAGAUUUGCUCCACACUACAGGAAUACUUUAACACCGCAUUGUCUAUUUGUGGAGGAAACCCACAGAAGUCCCACAGAACGAGAUUCGACGAGUGAAGGAAUAUCCAUAGACGUCCGUGUCCCCAUUAACACGAGGAUUAGAGCUUGACUUCAUCUAAUGCAAAGCUUUGCAUUUGAGGAUUACCUGUGUCCUCUAUGGAAAACGAGACCAGCCAUGUUACAUUAUGGACCAUUAUGUUUAUUUUCGCUUCUUUUUUUAAUUAAUAAUUAAUGUCGCGUGUGGAAAUAACGGACCAGUGGGUUUAUGAUUCCUCUAGAUACCGUGUUUUAAGUUCUUUUCUGGUUUUGUAUUCCCUUAGUACUGACCUAGCUUAUUUUAAACUGCCAAUAAUUUAUAUGCAAGGUAUGCUACGACUGUAAGUGUAACGUUGCAAACGGAUGAGCCAAAAUUACUUCUGUUCAUAAUAAUAACAAUAAUAAUAAUACAUGUGCGACCACAGUUAAUUGACAUAAUCUGAGCUAAACAGAAUUGGAGGAUGAGUUCAUAAAAGUUGGCUUUCUGUCAUAGCGGAGCCUUAUUCAUGCACACACACACACUAUAUAAGCUGUAGUGGUGAUAGUUACAGGACCAGGUUUCCCAUUGUAGUUUUCCUUUCAGAGCUUGGCCACGGGUGGCGUAGAUUAACACCCCUGGCCCACUGCCAGCUGACUGGACACACCGAAAAAAGGGCUGAGCGCAGCACCCGUCAUUGUGAAGAGGCUUCCCUGCUGGGGAACCUGCGGUAUAGUGCACAGGGGUGUGAAUCCACACAUGAUUGUGUAGUAGCUGUGCAAUAUUUGCUGGGCGCACCUGUACCACUCCAGAACCAAUCAGUCUUGACUCAUUCCACUUCCACUCCUCUCUUCAAGUUGAAUGAGGACAGUUCAGAUUAAAUGGGCAUCCUUUCAUCACACCUUCAUAAAGAACUCAUUCUUUUUUGCUGAAACAAAGCCUUGCUGCAGGUUAGUCAUGUAGAAUGCGCUUUUAGUUUCUUGCUACAUUUGAGCCCCCAGCUGUCAGACCGGGACCCCAGAUCGAGCUGAAGUCCCAGCCUUAGUCUUAAAGGACUCAGCUGGCGGGGAUCUGCUCUGUCGGCUUUCUUUGAGUAGAACGAAACCACCACCUGCAGUUUUCCAAACACCUUUAGUCCUGUAAACCGAGCAAGAGAUUACUAGGACAGUUAUUACGCCCAUUUUCACUCAUUAAAAAUCCCUUUAUUGUUACAUUUGAAGUCUGAUCGUGAAGAAGCAGUCUUAAAAGGAGAGUCCACCCCAAAAUGAAAAUUCUGGUGUAAUUUGCUCACCCUCAUAUCAUUCCAAACCUGUAGGCAUUCCUUUCUUCUGUGGGAUAAUAAAGAAGAUAUUUUGAAGAAUGUUGGUAACCAAACUGUUUUGAUUUCCAUUGACAAAAAAUACAUGGGAAUUUAAAAUAUCUUCUUCAAAGUAUUUGCUUUUCAUGUUUCACUGAAGAAAGUCAUUCAAGUUUUGGAAAGACGUGAGUGUGAGUAAAUGAUGAUAGAAUAUUGAUUUUCAGGCAGACUAUUCCUUUAAUGCUGUAUUUGAGGCAUGAAGUGAAGGAAUAUGCUUUGGUUAGAGAGAAGGAAUCUUGUAACAAAUAAACUGUGAUCUUGCUAAAUUUUUAAGUGCAUUUCCAUUGACUGUGUGCUGUAAAUGGACCGAAUUAGUGGAGUUCUCGUAUCAGAUGAUGAGUUUAGGAAUUUGAACAUCAAAUGUAAAAAAUAAUGCACAUGGGAAACAAGCUUGGUGGAUGCUGAAUGAAUUUAUAACGUAGCUCUGAUUGCUUCCUUCUGAAUGAUGAUCUAAGGGCUUAUUUGUCAACCUCAAGUGGUAUAUCCUGGUUAGAAAGAGGGUUAAUCAAUGUUGAUUAAAUCCAAUCUGCUUCCCGAUCUGAAUAGGCCACAGUUCCCCAAAAAUCUAAGGUGCUUCUGGGUCAGACGUUCUCUUUGAUUGCAUGUUUAAGUAAAUGUAUAUAGAUGUAGAAGUGGUUGUCGUCCCAGUGAGCUCCAUAGUCACAGAAGAAACAAUCUUAAACUGAGCAGUUAAUAAAUAUCCCAUGAAAUAUGAGGAAAAAGAAUGAACUUCGCGACUCUGAAGUAUUAAACUGAUCACAGAAAUUACUAAACUGCAUCCUCUGACAAUAAAAGCAAUCCUGUCACUACAACUUUUCUUCAAAAUCUGCCCUCAGAGAGUUGAAGAAUGUAAUUAAAGGUUGAUAACUGAUACAGUGAGGCCUUUUAGAUGCUAAUUAUCUUUAUGAAGUCCUCAGACAUGCUGCCACAUGAAGAUUGUGAUUUAGCCAAAGUGCUGUUUCAGAUGGAUGAUGGCGAUCCUUGAAGUAACAACCUAUAAGUGGCCGUGAUCUCUUGUGAUUUUCUAUGAUUGUCUAUAUUCAUUGGAGACACUUUAGAAGAGUUUUUGACCAAAUCCAAUGACAAAGAAGAGGACAAUUGUGUUGUUUAACAUUGAUACUGACUGUUACCCUGGAAGUGUCAGUGACCUGUGCCACAGUGAGCCUCUGCUUGGAUACUCUUCAGUCAUUGGCUUCAUGUAACUCACCCACAGUAGAGUCUGCUGUACAUUGUACAUCUGUAACCACCAAAUCAUUAUUAAACUCAUUUGUAUCCAG
Carassius auratus (goldfish) is the source of this 5054-nucleotide messenger RNA. RefSeq names its product amyloid protein-binding protein 2-like. The transcript is spliced from 13 exons. The record is from RefSeq and is a predicted model, not a curated record. NCBI's taxonomy places the organism in Eukaryota, Metazoa, Chordata, Actinopteri, Cypriniformes, Cyprinidae. Gene Ontology annotation, cellular component: Cul2-RING ubiquitin ligase complex. Gene Ontology annotation, molecular function: protein binding; ubiquitin-like ligase-substrate adaptor activity. The coding region runs from base 235 to 2001 and encodes 588 amino acids. Gene Ontology annotation, biological process: proteasome-mediated ubiquitin-dependent protein catabolic process; intracellular protein transport.